AUGGCCUAUCCGUACUCUUCCGGCGACGGCUCCAGCUAUCUCUACACCACAUCCACUUACGCAACCGGAGUCCCGCAGUACACGCAAUCACAAAUAACAGCCUACUACCAGCAGUGGAACUGCUAUCCUCCUGAGCCGUACCAGAUCAUUCCGGACACUUACCUUCAGGCCAUGCCUCAAGUCGUCGUCCCCAGCUACACCACGUCGAUGGGAGCGACACAGCAGUACUACGGCGGCAAUUCCGGAAGCCUAGCUCUUUCUAGCUCCAGUCGGCUGGCCGUGCCCGAGGAUGAGGAGACUCGCAGACGGAAAUCGCAGAAGGCAGACCGGAGGAGUAGGAGCGGGAGUCGCACGAGGACAUGGACAUGCGACCUCCCCUCCUGCGCCAGCACCGCAAACUUCACCCGCCUGGCAGACCUCCAACGCCACCAAGCAACCGUCCACGGCGUAGGUAUGCCCGAGUAUCCCUGCACGGUUCCGCGCUGCAACCGCGUGGGCGAGAAAGGGUUCACGCGUCGGGAUCAUCUGGUGGAGCAUUUGCGGAACUUCCACCACUUGGACAUCCCGAAGAGGAGGCCUGGAGAGAGGAGUGCGAACCCGAUGGGGCUGCCUUAUUAUUAG
Messenger RNA from Westerdykella ornata, 621 nucleotides. RefSeq lists its product as uncharacterized. The record is from RefSeq and is a predicted model, not a curated record. The coding region runs from base 1 to 621 and encodes 206 amino acids. NCBI's taxonomy places the organism in Eukaryota, Fungi, Ascomycota, Dothideomycetes, Pleosporales, Sporormiaceae. The transcript has 3 exons.